AUAAGGGCCAGCAGGCAGCAGUCUCUUCCCACAGGGCUCUGGAAGGUGAGCCUGUCCUGUCUAGAGGAUGCUUAAGUGUGGACAAGAAGCCAGCUAACAUUAACUCUCCUGGAGGCUGCAAGCCCUGUGAGCUUGUGUUCCAGCAUUGCUCCCUCUCAGAGCUCAUUGGGUCUUGACUUUUCACCCAAGAGCCUUCACUUGGUACAUUUAUUUGGCUGAGAGACAUCCAUUGCUCCACUAGAUCAAAGAAAGAGGAAGUCUACCAUGGGGAAGGUGAGUAAAUAAGGGAUAAAGACAGCAGAUAUUCCAUAGCUGGUUUCUCUUCAGUUCUGAGAGCAGUUGGCUUCUAAUAAUUGAAAUAUACCUGUCCUCUUCUUUCCCAAUACUUUGGGAAAUUUUUAAGAGAAGACGAUUUCUUGAUUAAGGUCAGGGAUGUAUUCAACUGAGUUCCACUCACUCAUUGAAAUUAAUAGGCUCAUUAACUUCAGUGAGUCUAUUUUGAGGAGAACUAGCAUUGGAGGCAACCCUUAGGCUGCAAUCCUAAUCCCACUUCAAUAGGACUUACUUCUGAGUAGACGUGAGUCUUGCAGUCUUAGUUCUGUGGCAAACGGAAAAGUUAUUUCAUAUGGAGAUGUAAGAGAUUAAAUUCUUCUGCAUCUUUGUGUAGAACUUUAACCUUUAUAAUUGGAUGGGAGGAGAGGAACAGGUUUCUGUGUGUUUGUAAUUUACUACACAUACACAGGAUUCUUAGUGAAUUUCUAUCAAAGAUUGCUGAUCAGGCUGAUAUCAGUUUAGCACCAGAAACCCUACAAAAUCUGGUGUUCUCAAGCUGUUCACCUGCUUGCCCAGUAUUUUGUAUUCUGACUAGCAAGUGGCUUUCCAGGACAGAUGCAUUUCACAUCACCUGACUCUCUUAACUGGAGGGGUUAAGGAUUGGCCAUGGGAUCUGGAAAGCACAUGUUCAGAUGUUGAGCUUUGGUCCUUUUCCUGAGGUCACUAGGUCUUACUUCUGAGUAAAUCUAUAUGAUUCUGCUGCAUGUCGCAUUCCAAAACCAAGAGUGCUUAAACUGAUUUGUUUUCCCCAGCAACAAUCAAGCUAUCAGAAAUGUGAAUGAGGUGUCAAGUUAAAAGAAUCCUCAUGAAUUAUUCCAGAGAUUAAAAUACCAAAUAGGGUUUAAAGGGCCAUUCAGCUGAGUUGAUCAAUUGCAAAAAAAGAGAGAGCCCACCUUAAUACAGUGGUACCUUGGGUUAAUAACUUAAUUUGUUCCGGAGGUCCAUUCUUAACCUGAAACUGUUCUUAACCUGAAGCACCACUUUAGCUAAUGGGGCCUCCUGCUGUUGCCGCGCCACUGCUGCGCAAUUUCUGUUCUCAUCCUGAAGCAAAGUUCUUAACCCGAGGUAAUAUUUCUGGGUUAGCGGAGUCUGUAACCUGAAGCAUAUGUAACCCGAGGUACCACUGUAGUGGGAAAUAUCCCACAGUGCACAAGGUUGUUGAUAUCUAUCCCAGGCAUCCUUGAUCUCGGCCCUCCAGAUGUUUUGAGACUACAAUCAUCCCUACAUGACCACUGGUCCUGCUAGCUAAGGAUCAUGGGAGUUGUAGGCCAAAAACAUUUGGAGGGCCGAGUUUGAGGAAGCCUGUUCUAUCCUCUGCUAACUAAAUAUCAAAAUGGCACCCACAGUAUACCAGGAGCUGUAGAACAUAGAACUGGUGCUGUCCAAAAUCAGCAAGUCUGCAAACUUUAUUCUGCAGGCAAGAUGGAAAGAGUCAGAAAGCAACAGAAAUAGAUGAGAGUCAAGUGGCUGGGAAGGAGCAGCACCAGAAAAUUACUUUGAAAUGAUGGAAAUAGGAUGGCAGUUAAGGGUAAACAGAUACCGAUGUUUUUGCUGGUUUCUGGAAUGCCAAGAAAACCCAAACAGAAUAAUUUUACUUGCAUAAAUCGAAUUACUUGUGUAAUUCUUGCAGUCAUUUUAGUUCCAAUUUGGUAGAGAAUCAAUCCUGAGUAUUAGAGCCUUUUCAUACCUCAGUUUAAUGUGGAUUGUGAACUCUUUGUGUCUGCUUAAAUUUCCCUUAACGCAUGGGGCGUUCUCCUCCAACUACUUCUACCCCACACUUCCUCCUCCCUAGAUCUGGAGAUUCCCCAUGCAAAUUUUGUAGCUCUCGUAUUCAGUUUUUAAAGCAUAGAGAAUCUCUGGAAUUAAGAGGAGGAAAAAGUAUGGGCCACCAGUAGUUGGAGAAGAAUGCCACUUGGAUGAGGGGGAAUUGAAGGAGGGGCUCACAAAGCACAAUAAGCCCAGGUAUGAGUGGGCCCUAAGUUUAUAAAGCAAUCAGGACAAGUCUAGCUGAUAGACACAUAGGUUUGGGAAAACAAAAACCAAUUCGAUUUAUAUUUUAAUAUUGUUACUAAAAGUAUGUUAACCAAGUUAUCUGAAGACAUUGAAGUGCACACAUGUUCUGAGCUCAGCUCUGUGCCAAUAAGCAAGCUAUGACCUGAUCCUCAAUCACCAGGGGUAUGACUAUGCCUUACAAACUCAGUAAUGUAAUCCUCAAAGAAUCUGCUAAGGAAUGGGGUCAGCCAAUAAGCUGCCUAUUCUACAGAACAGCAUGCAGUUUAUGGGUCAAUUAUGAUCUGGAAAGCUAUGUAUAUAAAAGUUGAUGAGCUGAGAUGAAAACAGGAAGCCAGUCUUUGGAGCAGGGCAAGCUAUUGGAAAAGAGGUAACAGAGAACAAUGGCAUAUCUAUACAUCCAGAUUAAUUGGAAUGGGUGGGGCAAUGUCCAUUGCAGAAUAGAAUGGGUGGGGCAACUACCAAUAGCUUGUGUAGAUUGACAAGAAGGGUUGGGUCAAUGGCUCAGUCAGGAGUUAUCUGGAAGAGGUAAUACUAAGAAGUAGCCAAGAUUUGUGAUUUGAAACAACAAUGUUGUGGGAAACGCACACACAUUGCAGCCUAUUCUAUUGGCUACCAAUACAUGCCUCUUUCAAGACUGAUUUCAGACAAAGAAGGGAAGCUUGUGGGUGCCAGGGAAGGCAUCUGUAGGUGAAGGGGCACCACAUUGGUGACACCCCCCCCAAACUAUCAUAUGUAAUAAUGUCUACACUGUUGGUCAUAGACAUUUUCUACUUUAAAACUAAACAAAGCAUCCCCUCUGGAAUCUGACUCUCUGAAUUUCUCACUGAGAUAGGGGUCAGCAUUAUGAUAAUUUUAAAAUCUCAUGUCACUCAUUAUUUAUGGCUAAACAUAUCCAAAGUAUUAAGCAUUGCUUAUUGACUCUGUGGAAUAAGUUCAAUUCUAAUAUAGAUGACUUCUUCUUCAAUUUGGACCAUUUCUUAUUUCAGGCUCUGCAGAAUAUUUGUAAGGUUGUGUGCGUGUUUAUUUGAGAGGGAGGAAGACAUGCGACAGUGAUGGUUAGCUUACUGGGAACUAAUGAGAAUAUCAUUUAGAAAGCAACAAUCUGAAAAGGUUUUUUUGUGUUUUGUUUUUUUAAAAAAGAGAUUAUUAAAAACAUGUUGUCCCAAACACUCUCUGGAUAUUAAGGAGCCAAAUUACCUGGUCUUUUCUUCAGAGAGGCACCAAUGCCUUAGGAAUGUAUCACAAUUCCAUUUUGAUUUCUGAACAUAUGCAUGGCUUGCCACAGCUUUUAUUUCCUAACCUUUGUUCUUCCUUUUCUACCCCCCUAGCUUACUAAUGUGUGCAUUGAUAAAACAUAGCGCCAAAGAUCAUAUUGAUGCACCCAAUGGGGCUCAUCUGAGUGCAUGCACUAUGUUUCAUCACAUGUUCACUUGUGCAUAUCAGUAAGGCAGAUAAUAAAAAGGCUGACAGUGAAAAGUUUCAGCUUAACUGCACAUUCCAGAAUUAAUUUUAGAAAUGCUCCAUGUUAAAUCAGAAGGGAGGUUGAAACACUGGAGUGGAAUUGUACCACUUGCCCUGCUCCCUGUCUGUUGGGUAUUUCUGCUGCCCCCUUAUGACAAACCCAUAAUGCUAACCCAACCCAUCUCUGCUCAUUUGCAUUUCAGAAAAAGCUUGACAUCUACUCUAUUGAGAUCAGUGGAGAAAAGGAUUUGGAAAAAGCAGACAAAGGAGAUGAAAAGUACAAAGAUUUGAAAGGGAAUAAGAAAAAGAAGAACACUGAGGACCUGAAAAAAGAGUUGGACUUGGUAAGUGACUUCAGGCUGCUUCAUACUUCCUUGUUAAGCUGUCCUGGGACAGAGCAGAUAGGCUGAAACCAAAGUCCUAAUCAAUAGUUUUCUUGGGGAAAUUGGGACAAAUUGUAGUGCAGAUCUCUCAGUCUUGAAUGGGAAAUCGUUUAAUAACCUUUGUAUAAUACAUGCUCCAAUGGCCAACAAAGGCACACUGUUUUGUAUUGCUCUACCAGCAGUGCAUUUAAUCUUUCAACACUGAUUUUAUGAACACUGACUAAUUGCAUUUCAAUUAGGUAGGCAAAUGUGGGUCAUUACCCUUCUUUUAUUAAGCUGCCACCUCCAGCCAGCUGGAGGAUCCUGGAGUUUUAGGGAUCCACUCCCUUGCUCUGAAGCUAUGUUGAAAAGGAGAAGAACAGUGGCCCAGUGAAAAAGGAAUCAGUAUGACAAGGAAUGGGCCACUCAGCUAGAACAGACAAAAGCCCCUUCCUGCCCAGACAACAUUCAUGUUAGAUCUGCAUAUCAGGAAAGGGUGCAGUGGCCCUCUCAGUACAAUAUCAUGGAGUUAUGUAAAUGCAAAUAGAUGUAAGACGUCAGUCAGUCAAGGAACUGUCUUGUUUGUCUCUGAAAAAGCUGUGCAAUCCCUCCUCCUGCUAUGGAGAAAUUAUCAGUGGAAUCUCUGCUUUUCUUCUUCCUUCAUGCCAAGUCCCGUCUUGUUAAGCUACACCCAAGAUUUAAUCAGAAGGCCAAUACCAUUUGCUUGAAAAGUGAAGCAAGUCGGAAGAGAUGUCAGUUCUUGGUUUCAGUUCUCCUGACUUUUCAUACUAAUGCUUUGAACCUCUUAUUUAUCAGAAGAGGGUGAAUGCCAUGUCAAACUGAGUAACAACAUACGUGAUUCUUACCCUGACCCUUAACUCCUGAUGCACCAGUGCCAAAGUUCUUCCAUUACAAGUACAUACCUGUGUGAAACAUUUUCAUUGUGCUUGUGUCAAUCCAUGUGAUGCUGUAAGUUUCACUGCAGUGGGGGGCGGGAUGUGGGUAUGAUUAUGUACCUCUAGUGUAGCAUCUGCUGUGAUUUGUAAGCACUGGUUCUCCCCCAGUCAUGCUAAAUGCCAUUUGGGAAAGGGCCAUAGCUCAGUGGUGGAGCAUGUGUUUUGCAUGCAAAAGACCCUAAGCCCAAUUCACAGCAUCUCCAAGUAGGGCUGGGAAUGUCCCCUUGCUUGAAACCCAGGAGAACCCCUGCUAGUGAGUGCAGACAGUGCUGAACUAGAUGAACUAGAUCUGACUCGGUGUAAGGCAGCUUUCUAAUUUCAUCUCUGCAUAUCUUAGGGAUUAGUCAUGCGAUCUGAAUGAUGGGUUGAAGCACUGAGCAAUGACUUGCCCCACAGUUAAGUCAUAGCUAGCUUUAUUAAGAAGUCUUCCUUAAUCCCUGUGACACAUUAUGUUGUACAAAAACAAUGGAGGAGCACUCGGCUAGCUGCCUACAAAAAACAACAACAGCAGUGGCUCUCCUUCAGUGCUUUCCAAGAAAAGAUUGUACAAUCAGCUGUUUGAGAUGCUUAGAUAAAAAGAUAUCCUUUCAGAUUUGCUAAUCCAAUGGUUUUCCUUACAUUCCACAACUAACUAGAUGGCGUUAAAUCUUAAAGAUGCAAAUGGGGCCAUUGUCCUCAAAUGCAAUGCCUCUUUAAGCCAACAGGUUCACAUAGGUUUACAAGUAUGUAUUAAAAAAUCAAUCAAUCACAGAUUAACUACGGAUCUUCUUCUCUUGAUACAUCUGAACAGGAAGAGUGACAAGUUAUCAGCCAGCUCAUAUUGAGCAAGCAGUACGGCUAGACUUCCACUGAAUUUUUCCUAAAGCAAAACUCAAGAUGAACUCAAAGGUUGCUGCAUGGGCAAAAAGCACAGCAGAAUUUCAUAUUAAGCUGAAGAGUUUUAAUAAGACUAGAAAAAAUUAUUUGCUGGGUUUCAAAAAGCUUAAGCUGCACCCAGCGUCUGAAUGUUCCAAUGUGCAAAUACAGUUGGAGCGUGUUGACUGUGGCAUACAAUUUCUGAAAGCCCCGUGCUGUUCUUUAAAAAAGCAAAGCUUGUUAAUCUCUCUCUCUUUUUUUUGCUGCUUUAGGAUGAUCACAAACUCAGCAUUGAAGAACUAGAAGAUAAAUAUGGCACAAGCAUCACUAAAGUAAGUUAAUAUGGGCAAGAGGCAGCCAUUAACAACACACCCACAUAUAAGUAGGCAGCAAGCAUUAUAAUUCACUUAAUUCAAGCAUGUGCUGGAAACAGUAUUUGUGUUAUUUCUGGGAAGAGUAUUGGUGUGUUUGCACCGAUAGUAUUUGCACAGUUGCAUGCUUCAUGGGGUAUAUUGCAACCAUCAGCUGUAAUUAUCUGGUCUUAGUCUUCAGGAUGAAGCGGGGCAUAAAUUUAAGUAUACUUUAACAUUUAGACUGCUGGGUACAUCAACCAUUUUGUCAAGUUGGUUUUUUUUAAAUAAAUUAUGGGACUUUAAAUUCACUUUUGAACAUAGGCUGUGCUCUUUCAAGAUUUCUAAUUUAAACUAAGAAUGGACUGAAUGACCUAAUAAUGCCACCCCUUUUCAGUUCUGCUGGCACUCAUUCAAAUGCCCAUUUAGUACCUUUGUGUGUGUGUGUGUGUGUGUGUGUGUGUGUUAAUGAAGGCACAAAGAGUCUGUGUUUUGUCAGAAUUUAUACACAGAUGCUUUUUAUUUUCUGAAAAAUGUUGCAUUUUAUGCACACUUUUAAUGCAAAACACACAUUUCUUUGCUCCCUUUCCUGCAUUGCAAAAUCCGGGGAAGUAUGUAAUGUGUUUCCAAUGACAAGCAUGUUUGGGAGUGUCAGAUCUGCUGCAAAAAGUUGGCAGAGCAGAAGAUCCUCUUCCAUCCCUAAUCCCAACUAUGCGCUUUGUCUCUCCUACAGGGUCUUCCAAGCUCAAGAGCUGCAGAGGUUCUGGCCCGAGAUGGCCCCAAUGCACUUACUCCUCCUAAAUCUACUCCUGAAAUCAUCAAGUUUCUCAAGCAGAUGGUAGGAGGGUUUUCCAUCCUCUUGUGGAUUGGAGCUAUACUGUGCUGGAUUGCCUUCGGGAUUCAGUAUCUUCAUCAUGAUGCCGGGGCAUUUAACAAUGUAAGUAUUAUUGCAGGUUUAUUGUGCUUUUUGUAAUUCUCAUGGGUGUCAUCCAUGGUUCUCUUUACCCCCAAGUCAAGGAGCAUGGUACCCAAGGCCACUCAAGGAAUUUGGGCACCUGAGGCGGAAAUCCUACAAGUGCCAGACUUGGACCUGGGAGACCCUGGUUCAAAUGCUGACUCAGCCAUGAAGCUCAUUGGGUGACCUUGGCCCAAUCGCUUCCUCUCAGUCUAAGCUAUCUCACAGGGUUGCUGUGGGGAUUAAAUGAGGAGAAAGAGAGAGCCAUGUAUAUGCCACCUUGGAAAAAAAUGUGAAAAACCGAACAAACCAUAAUAAAUUAACAACUUACCGCCCCUCCAUGACACUUAAGUCUCAUUCCACCCAAUGGUAGGGGACCGUUCCUCCCCCCAAUGGAAAACCAUUGCAAAAAUUAAGAAAAAACACCCUUUCACAUUCCUGAUUAAAUAACUGUCUGAAAUUCUUAUAUAAGCUUUGGCAAUUGUAUGGACAAUUUCUAAACCAAUGUAUCUUGGUCAGAAUUGAAUGACCUGGUGCAGACCUUGAAAACCACCUGUUGUCAUUCAGCUAUAUGUUUCCUCCAUAUGUUUGUGCAAUAUGUCUUGCCUAUAAAUCUGAGGCAUUUCGCUGAUAAUAUGCUAGGCAUUGCUCUUCUCCUUGCUGUUUAAACAAGUUCAUUCACACAGUUUCUUGAGUGCAGUUACAAAAUUAUUUUGCACCAAGUGGGAAAUGGUAAAAGUGUUGUCGUUUUUAAGCUAACUUGAAUCAUCUUUUCACCAUUCAGCUCUACCUGGGAGUGGUCCUUGCGCUGGUGGUGGUCCUCACUGGGAUGUUUGCUUAUUAUCAAGAAGCUAAAAGCACGAACAUCAUGGCCAGCUUUGGUAAAAUGAUCCCACAGGUGAGUCUUCAGUAGUGCUCAGAAUAUCAGUGUAUUUAAAAACCAGGUAGUCAUUGUAAAGGGUAUUUGCCACCAUAUUAAAGAACAUACCAAUGUGCAGACAAAAUGGUAGAAUUAGGGUGGCCACAUUGCUUAAAGAGAGGAAAUGCAUGACCCCAACAAGGGGGACAAAAGAGAACACAGGUUUCCAUCAUAUACAUAUAGAUGAAAAAUUAGAAAGUGUCACCAUAAUUUUAAUGGGAAAACAAUACCAGCAUAGCGGCGAAAACCAUUGACUAGGUCCCCUGUGCGCCUGCUCAGCCUGCUGCUGUUCAGCUGCUAAAUGUCAAAGGGCACCUUCAAGCUCCACUCUUCCUUCCUGGAGUUUUUAAUCUUCAAACCUGACUUAGAUCAGACAGUCCAUCAAAUAGGAAAUGUCUUCUGGAUAGUCUUCCAUGCAGAAGACUUCAAUGUAAAGUAGGACAUAUAGGUUGGAAGCCAGCAUCACACUCUUCCUCUCGUGUUGUCAGCACAAAUAUUUCAGGUUGCCUAAUGGAAGGAUGUCCCCUCUCCUUCUUUUGUGGACUGCUCUGGACGUUCUCCAGACCCUCCCCCCCAGCUGUUUUUUGGGGGGGCAAAGUGGGGAGAGAAGCCCCAUUGCAUUUGGAGGAGUCUAUGUGCUGGCUCCUGCUAGCACAAUUGUUUAAGUGAAUCCUGCUCAUAGUUACCAUAUGCAGAUCUCCAAGUAGCUCAGACCACUGAAUAUAUUCCAGCAAUUGCAUGUGUACAAUAAUCAGUCUAAGAGUUCCACCUGACUUUAUCUGUUUCAUUUUGGUUGUUCUUACCAGCGAGCCCUUGUCCUCAGAGAUGCAGAGAAAAAAGACAUUUCGGCAGAAGAACUGGUGGUGGGCGACAUUGUGGAAAUCAAAGGUGGAGACAGGAUACCAGCCGACAUCCGGAUCAUCACCAGUCAGGGCUGUAAGGUAGGAACAAAACAAAACUCAGUUUUGAGCCAAAGAAAAGAGAAAGAGAAAACCCAGCCUCUUUCUACAGACCAGGGACAUGAAGAGGCAUGUUCAAAGAAAGGAUAACUCAACAGCUAAGUGAAAAAGAGUCUAAAAUUAGACACUCCUUUUGAAUUUGUAUGAGAAAUUGUCCUCCCACAAAGAGCUUGAUCAUUAAAAUUAUGGUAAUAAUCACUGCUUGUUGUAUGGGUUGUUUACGUAAUCUUGCAGUGAUUGUGAUAGCAGCAUCAUCAUUUACUUAAAGUUUGGUUUUCUUUACGUGUCAGUCAGUCAAUCCCAGGCAGAAUAAAUUAAAAGGGGGCAGCGGGAAAAGCUGCUGCAUAAUGAGUAAUGUAUUAUAUGCUUGCUAGUAUCCCCAUUUUGCAGUGAAUACACCUUAAUCUAACAAUGUUAGGUGAAUAGGAUGCGUGGCAAACACAUCUGGGAUUUCUUACCAGGUCAAUAAACCUAAAAUCAGUCUGUUCUUCAUGGAUGCAAAUUGUCUAAGAAUUAAUAAUUUGCAUAUUCAUCCUCAUGAGAAAAAGGUAUCAUGGAUGAGAUCCUGCAUGAGUCCCAGAACAAAGGGAUAAGGAUGAGAAAUACGUGGUCCUCCUGAUGUUGUUGGACUCUGACUCCCAUCAGCCAGUAUGGGAGUUGUAGUUCAGCAUCUGGAGGGUCACAGCUUCCUCACCUGUAAGUCUUUAAGUGACUUGUUGCAGCUGAACUCUAUUGGUGAUUCAGUCAUCAUAAGUGUCCCUGUUGCCUUUGCAGUGAUGAUAGCCAUGCACACUACCACUAUUAUUAUUAUUAUUAUUUGUUGUUGUUUAGUCGUUUAGUCGUGUCUGACUCUUCGUGACCCCAUGGACCAGAGCACGCCAGGCACUCCUAUCUUCCACUGCCUCCCGCAAUCUGGUCAAAAUUAUUAUUAUUAUUAUUACUACAAUAAUAAUAAUGUGAUAAUGUGAAUGUUUGUGACUGAUCCACAGGUGGAUAAUUCUUCCCUCACUGGAGAGUCAGAGCCACAAUCUCGCUCCUGUGAAUACACUCAUGAAAACCCACUGGAGACCAAAAACAUUGCUUUCUAUUCCACAACCUGCUUGGAAGGUACGUAUUUAAGUGGCUCCCCCAGUGGUGCCAUUCCAUCCAAAUUCCACAUAUUUUGUGCCUAUGUAAAAGCUACUUCAGCAGGAGUUAACAUCAAUAUUUUCUCAUUCCUUCUGAUAUUCCACCAUUUAGUCCUCAUCACCAUAUGAAACUAAGCCCAAUUGUGUAUAUUGCAAAGCAUGGGCAUACUCUGUUAAGACCAUUUUCUUGACUUUCCUUUCUUGCCUCCCCAUUUGUUGAAUUUUAGAUUGUAAGAUCUCUGGGGAAGGGAGCAAGUUCAGGUUGACAUCCUGGAAAGAACUGUGUACAUUGAUGGUGCCCUAUUAAUACUAACAACAACAUGCUAACAUUACCCUCCAGCUAUGCAGUUAUGUGGAGCUGGUGUACAACGUAAAAACAUUGUCUUGGGUCCUAACAUUGGCUUAUCCAUUCAAACCUGCAAUUCAAACCCCACAACCAUAUCCUACACCAAUCAUCUCCUGGUCUCCUAAAGGAAAUUCCCUGCAGAGGGAAUGGUGAGGUGGGGAAGCCCUGCUCCAAUAACGUAAACUGUUCAUGGAAAGAAAAUUUGGAUUCAGGUCAAUGAUUUUAUUUUAAAAUAUGACACACACAUGCCCACAUUGUCUUUUUUAGUCAGAAAUCCAAGCAGCAUUUGACCUGCCCAAAGAAAAAAAGGUAUAUUUUUGACUGAACUAAGACAUCAAGGAGAGUAGAAGACGGGAUUAUCAAAAAGAGUCAGGAGUAUUAAUUGGAAAGUUUGGGGGGUACCAUUAAAUUUUUGUUUUUUUUUUAAAUGGCAUUGGUGUUCAAAUGAAUAAAAAUUAUUUUGUUUGUUGAUAAUCAAUAUUUUACUUUCUCCUUAGGAACUGCUACUGGCAUGGUCAUCAACACAGGUGACAACACCAUCAUUGGACGCAUUGCUUCGCUGGCUUCUGGUGUUGGGAAUGAGAAGACGCCUAUUGCUAUCGAGAUAGAGCACUUUGUCCAUAUUGUGGCUGCUGUUGCUAUAUCCAUAGGGGUGGUUUUCUUCAUCAUUUCCGUCUCCAUGAAGUACACUGUCAUGAAGGCCAUCAUCUUCCUCAUUGGCAUUAUUGUGGCCAAUGUGCCCGAGGGGCUGCUAGCCACAGUCACUGUAAGUACUGGCUCACAACAGCCACCAGUACCUUUGUAUUCAUGCAUAACAAUUCACGACAGUACAUGCUGCUGAAAUUGGGGUGCAUAGGACCUCUACAUCUCCAACACAUUAUGAAAAAUGGGUGCAUAAUUAUUAAUGGGCAAGGCUGUCACUAUCUAUUGGAACAAUGGUGGAGAGUGGCUUUGGGUUCCUGGAUAAAAACACCUCCAUUGUCUAAACCCACAACUUCUGCUGAGUCUCUUUGGUUAUAUAUUCAUCACCUCUCAAUGUUUUCAGCUAAUUUGUUGCAUUUCUUUGUUUUGUCUCUAUUUUAAUAUCCAUUCAAAAUACUUGUGAAUGCUUUUUUUUUCCUGGAUCUGCUAUUGAUGAAUCUUACUAGGAUACUGGAUUAGAUGGGCCGUUGGCCUGAUCCAGCAGGCUCUACUUAUGCUCUUUUGUGUUAUAUUAUGUACUUUUGCGUUAUAUUUUUCUGAUGGAUACUGUACAUGUGAGGAAAUCAUCUAGCAGUGUUAUUCAUGUAAGAGUGGGCCCCUUGGACAUACUAUUGUUACAUGAUAAGAGUGUAAGAAAAGCUCUGUUGAAUGAGGACCAUCUGGCCUAGUAUUCUGUUCUUACAGUGGCCAACCAGGUGCCCAUGGCAAGCCCAUAAGCAGGGCAUGAGUACAUUAGACCCUCCUGCUUGUUGACAUAAAAGCAGAUCAACACUUGCUACAUAAAAUGUCAGGUUCUGAUCUUCUCAUCCAUGUUGAGUCAUUCUGCAGAUGCCAGCAUUGCUGAACUGAUAUGUGCAUGGGUGUGAUCAAGAAUAAAAUGUGUACAGGUGGGAUUAGCAGGAAGAGAAGCCUACCAUCAUCCUUUGUAUGGAGCUGUAUGAAAUGCUUCACUGCUUUUAUUUAUUUCAACUAUUAAAGUGCUGUGCUUUCUCCCACAUUUAUAGGUAGCUUUGUCCUUAACUGCGAAGAGGAUGGCCAAGAAGAAUUGUCUGGUAAAGAACCUGGAAGCUGUUGAGACACUGGGCUCUACCUCUGUCAUCUGCUCUGACAAGACCGGGACCCUUACGCAGAACAGGAUGACAGUUGCCCACCUUUGGUUUGACAAUGAGAUCUUCUCCGCUGACACCAGUGAAAAUCAAACAAGUAAAUAAUCAGUCAAGAGGCUUUGGAAUGGGAGGAGUAACAACAUGAUUGCUUCCUAUUUUAGAAUGUGGGGCAACUGUCUGCUGAAACGUUAUAUAAUUUUUACCACUUUCUUUCCAGCCCAGACUUUUGACCAAACAUCUGGCACAUGGACGGCGUUGUCAAGGAUUGUAGCCCUUUGCAAUCGGGCAGAAUUCAGACCAGGACAGGACAGUGAACCUAUCAUGAAGGUAUUUACUACUUUAAUGAGAGCUGCUUUCUUAAGAGGAUUGUCUGAUGGGUUUCCAGGGGUUUCAUCUGGAAACAGAUGUUUUAUUGUAAGUUGCAUAUAGCAUCUGCCCUGUUCUGUUUCCUUCUAAAGUGACAGAAAUAGGUAUGGUGACACCACUAUUGGGAGAAAACAGGCUAGCACAAGAACUUUCAGGCAUUUAAUUUACAAGCAAUAAACAGGCCUUCGGUCCAAGCAAACAUACCACAUUGCACUCUCAUUCUUUAUGUGUGAUUUCAAUAAUGUAAACAGCUGGAUCAAAAGCAUUUUCUCUAUUUUAAAAACAGUUCAUACUCCAGUCAAAGGUCUGAGAUGAGAAUUCUCAUACAAUGCAUUUGUUGAGAUAAUUAAUCUACAGGUAGAGCAUGAGGACUCAACAAUCAAGUUAUUUUAUUUUACUGACAACAAUUAGUUUUAAACCAAGAACAUAAAUACUUAGUGUCAUAUUGCUCCAGAAGAUCCAUAAAAAGAUUAGAAAUUUCUCUACUAUAACAACAAUAUUAAGAGACAAUUUAGAAUACAUUACAGCUAUAGAUCUCUCAUGGAUUACAGCCACUAACUCACUCUCUUCUGAGAUUCUCAAGAAUCUCAGCUUUUAUUUGCAUGCAUGAGUCCCUGAGGAGAAGGAUGAUUAUAGCAAUCUUGCCCAAUUAUUGUUCUUUUUAUGUAAAUAUGAUAGUACUUUGCUACAAUGCUGUAGAAUGCAAUCAGAGGAGCAAGCUAUAUAACACAAAGUGACCUAAGUAAUGUCCACUGGUUAGUUGAAUGACACUGAGCAACACUUUUGCUGAACUGAAUUUUCAAAAAUGCCCCCCAGAGAAUCGUGGUUGGAGAUGCCUCAGAAACAGCUCUGCUGAAGUUCUCCGAAGUUGUUAUGGGCAAUAUAAUGGACAUCCGGAAAAGAAAUAGGAAAGUGACUGAGAUUCCCUUUAAUUCUACUAACAAGUUUCAGGUAAGUUGUAUGUCUGAGAAGAGACUGAGCUCUUAAGAGCUGCUAAGAGAAAAUGUUGUGCCCCAUGAGCUAUCAAAAUAAAACCUGAAAACUGGAAGGACCAGUCUGAUGAAUUUGUGUCUGUGGUGGAAAAAAACAUUGCUGCAAUACUCAAGUAGAAGUGUGUUAUUAAUUUCACAUAAUUCAGUGUAUGUUCAAAAAUAAGAUGUAAACUCCAGUGGCAACCCCAGGGGCUAAUCAGCACAAAAUCUCUUGUUCUUCUGAAGUGGUUUUUUUUGUGAUUGCUAUUCUACACAGCAGAAAUAACAACUGCCUUGAACAUAUGCAACAUUGUGAAGAUGGGCCAUAUUUAAACAACUGUAGUUUAAAGCUUGGUAGAAUAUUUACCAUAGGAAGGCUGUCAUAGACUAGGGCUAAAUUCAUAUGGGAGUUUAUUUCAUUUCCCUGAUGUUACCUUAACUGUUAAUUUCUGCAUUAAGUUUGGGCUUUCGCGACAUAAAGGCAUUUCAAGAAAUAUAGCAGAAUAUAGCUCAAGUUGAGCACUCACUGCCAUGUUAAAUGCUUCCAGAAAAAAACUGAUUUGGAAAUAACAUGGAGUUGAGCACGAAACUAGUGCUAUAUUCCACAGUUUUCCUGGAAGUGGCUUUAUGUUGUGUGAAAGCUCAAACAUACAGCAGAGAUUACCAGUAAGGGAAAUGUCAGGGAAACAGAAUAAAUUGCCAUGUGAACACAGUCUAGAAUUAUAUCUGACGGCCACCUUCGGUUAUCACAUCAGUACACCCCCCCCAUGCCAUUCUUCCUCUGGGAACAUUAAGUUCAAAAGGCAGGAUUAGAUCUAGGCACUUGUUUCAAUGUUUGCAUUUGCAUUGCGUUCAAGCUUUCCAUCCACGAGACCGACGACCCCAAUGAUAAACGCUUCCUGCUGGUGAUGAAAGGGGCACCUGAAAGGAUUCUGGAGAAGUGCAGCACCAUCAUGAUUAAUGGAAAAGAGGAGCCCCUGGAUGCAGAGAGAAAAGAGGCGUUCCAGACGGCUUACAUGGCGCUGGGAGGCAUGGGGGAGAGAGUCCUAGGUGAGCCGAACACUUGCAAAACAACAUGUGCAGAGAGCUAUGCAGCAGGCAAAGUGUUUAGUGCAACAAUCCGGGGGGUUGGGGGGUUGGAACUACAGUGAUACUAGAGAAGCAACCCCAACUCUUUGGCCAUUCUGCUUGGUGGCAUUUAGUUAUGAGAAUGUGCUAAAUGAGCAUGGGAAGUGAUACAUAAACUGUGGUUGGCGUGGUGCAUUUUCUUGAGUUUGAUACAGGGGUCAGCAAACUUUUAGCAGGGGGCCUGUCCACUGUCCCUCAGACCUUGUGGGGGGGCAGACUAUAUUUUGGAAAAAAAUAUGAAUGAAUUCCUAUGCCCCCAAAAUAACCCAGAGGUGCAUUUUAAAUAAAAGGACACAUUCUACUCAUGUAAAAACAUGCUGAUUCCCAGACCUUCCACAGGCUGGAUUUAGAAGGUGAUUGGGCCAGAUCCGGCCCCCUGGCCUUAGUUUGCCUACCCAUGGGGUAGGGACUAAAUCUGCUAUUUGUCCUCCUAGUGAUUGCUUCCUGAAGUGAAAGCUUAGAACCUAUACAUCUUCCUACUAUAAAUUCUAAUUAAUGGUUUUUCAUAUGCAUUCCUUGCAUGCAUUGCUGUGUUAGCUACUAUCCAUGACACAGUAAAUAAGAUAGCUAGCUAGGAAACACAAUGGCUUUAACUUGCUUUCUCAUCAGUAACUCCCAUUGUUUUGACAGCUGGCAAUCUAUUUAAAGAGACAGGAUAAUGAUCAUUUGAUGGUCAAUUAGACCUAAUAAAAUCCUUUAGUUAUCAUAGGAUGGUUUGUCCUUUCUCCCCUCUCGCUUCCUCUGCUUAAUUAUUUUGUUGUUGCUGUUUAUUAUUUUCAACUCUAGGCUUCUGUCACUUGUACCUGCCAGAGGAGGAAUUUCCAGACACCUAUCCAUUUGACACUGACUCCAUGAACUUCCCCACUUCCAAUCUUUGCUUUGUGGGGCUCUUGUCAAUGAUUGACCCCCCUCGAUCCACUGUGCCAGACGCUGUCAUCAAAUGUCGGAGUGCAGGGAUCAAGGUAGGCUUUGCAAAAACCACCACCGUUGGAAAUACUGGAUUGCCAAAAUGUCUGUGACACUUCCCCCCCAAUGCAGUGCUAUUUUUCUAGAAAUAGACUCAGGUGCUGGAACUUGCCAUGAACGCCUCCCUUGUUCUCUUAUAAUGGUAAUGGCACCCACCUGAGAGGUGCCAGAACUGAGUUCUGGUGAGUUUGUGCUAAAAAAGGCCCCACCCAAAUGUAUAGUAAGUUAAAAAGAAAUUAAGGAUGUAUGCAAUGUCAAUGCACAUUAGCAGAUAUAUGCAUACAUUUCUGAAAGAGAAUAUCCAUGCAAAAUCUUUAUGUACAAGCAGUGGGUAUAUUUCAUUCAGAUGUUUCUAUCUCUUCAUUGCUGGUCAUAGAAUUGCAUGUUGGAAGGGACUCUAAGGGCCAUCUAGUCCAACCCUCUGCAAUGCACACAGUUUUUAGGAGUGGUUAAAGAACCAUGGCAGAUGCUACAAGCCGUAUCUUUAAUUCGGCUCCUUCUGACAAUGAAUCCUGCUUAUUUGGCCUUUUUCCCCCUCAGGUGAUCAUGGUCACUGGUGAUCAUCCAAUCACAGCCAAAGCCAUUGCCAAAAGCGUAGGCAUCAUUUCAGCCACCAGCGAGACGGUGGAAGACAUUGCCCAGCGCCUCAAAAUUCCUGUGGAGCAGGUGAACAGAAGGUAAGGAUGGCAUAGACCCUCUCUGUCUUCAUACGUCACACUAUGUUCCUAUGGCCGUGGUGGUCGUCAACUUGAAUGGCUUUAAAAGAGAAUUGGAAAGGCUAUUGAUGGCUGCUAGUCACAAUGGCCAUGCCCUGCCUCCACAGCUGGGGGCAAUAAUGCUUCUGAAUACCAGUUGCUGAAGGGGAGAGGUGCUCUUGUGCUCAUGUCCUGCUUGAGAGUUUCCCACAGGCAUCUGGUUCGUCACUGUGUGAAAAGGAUGCUGGACUGGAUAGGUCACAUUCUUGAUCCAGCAGGCUCUUCCCAUGUUCUCAUGCUACUCUGUUUUUAAUGCACAGUUGAUGGUAUAACUCACAACAGGGGUGGGGAGCCUCAGACCUAAGGGUCAAACACAGCCAUUCAAGCCUGUCUAUGUGGUCCUCAGGACCAGACCUACCCACCACACCCUUCCCAGCCACACACACCCUCUCCCUGGACCAUGCCUCUCAUCUGCCCUGCUUUGCACCUCCAUUGAGUGUUUUUGCCCAUCUGGGAUGUGUUUGGUAAUGCUUCUUGCUUGGAUGGAGGGCAGAGAAGGGUGUGUGAAUAUGUAGAAGUAGACAUAUGUAGACUUGACAUUUGCUGCUCCACUCACUUUUGUCUCUGGCCCCACCCACCACUAGCAAGUGGCCCCUGAGAUGUUGCCUAGAAGGGAAAGUGGCCCUCAGGCUGAAAAAGGUUCCCCAUCCCAGACUUUGAACAAUCUAUCCACUUGUCCCAUUUGAAUACUCCCAGACCAGUCAGUGGCCACCUACUGUACCUCAUUUUUCAGGAGUGAGGUUUCCUUACUAUGCUGUGUUCUAACUUGAAUAAAUGAGCUUUUCGCUGUUCCCUAACACACCAGUUUAGAUUUAGUAAGAUAUGUACGCAUGCCAUUUUUUAACUCGGGGCUGCAGCAACUUUAAUUGAGAUUGCCUCUGGUUUUUGUAGCGAUGCCAGAGCUGCUGUAGUUAAUGGCAUGGAGCUGAAAGACAUGACUUCAGAACAGCUGGACGACAUCCUGUGCAACCACUCAGAGAUAGUCUUUGCCCGAACUUCACCCCAGCAGAAACUAAUUAUCGUGGAGGGCUGCCAAAGGCAGGUGAGUGACUCUGGCGAGAACAGAAGCUGUACUUUUGGUACCAAAAGGUUGCAUCUGCAUGAUCUUCCCCUGGAACACUUCUCAGUGGAAAACAUAUAUAACAACAAAAAAUUAGAAAAUACAGCUCCCUAAUUUCAAUCCUGCAUGGAAACAAACAAAGUCCUAUAUUUAAAAGGCACAAAUAUUUUUUCUCCAUUUUACCGUUCAUUAACACCCACAUCCAAAGUAAUAUUUAGCUCUCUAAAGGAUGAACAGUAGAAAAAAAGUGGGCUGUAUGCAUGCUCUAUAUUUAGUUACCAGAGCCUAUAAGCUCUUAGGCACAGUAUUAUUUAUAACGAGUCUCAAUGCACUAAGUCCCCCGAGAACAAGAUCCCCAGCAUUUGCCUUAAUCAGGUUUUCCGGGUUUUCUCUCUGCUUAAUUCAGCUCACGAUACUCUAAAUUCCCUUACACUUAGACGCUCUGACCUUUCCUAAUAAGGACGCUUGGUUGCAUAAAUCUCACCGAGCAGAUAUGGAUUUGGCCAAUCAGCAUAUUUAGCUUUCUGCAUAAAUCCAAUCUAUGCUAGCAAGAAGCAAAAUGCCACAGUAACAGAUUGGCAUUAAAAGAGCUGAAGGGAAGGGGAUCCCUUGAUACUGCAAAUUUUGUAGUAUCUGAAUUCUUGGUUAUCUGAAAUUCCCAAUGCUGCAAAUCAUGUCUUGACUGCAUAAUGUAAGCAAGCAAAUAAGCCUUGAUUCUCUGAAUAUAUUGGUUGUGCUCUGGAUGUCUGGACAGUUGAAAUUUUGCCCUGUACAAAUAUCCACAACCAAAUUGCAACAAGAAAUGGCACUAUUUCUCACAAAAGACAGAAUAGGAAUUGACAUCUGGCUUCAUUCCUGGAAGCAACACAGGCAGGAAUAAGAGAACUUUACAAGGCAAGGUCAGAGGGACGCUUGUGCAACUGGUAUUUAUAUUUUUGCUCAGUCGUUGGAAUGGCUGUGCCUUCUGAGCUGCCCACCCAGAUCCUUCCAUCAAGUUGUUUUUGAAAGAGCAACAUUAUUGUACAGAGUAACUGUACACAGACCUCAACACUGUAUUUAGGAAGUUCAACAUAGCAGAAGUCAAGCAAGGGCAGGGCUGUGGGCACAGUUUCUAUAACCUCCUGUGGUUCCUAUGUUCUCAAGGACUCAGUGGUUGCCGUGACUGGAGAUGGUGUCAACGAUUCCCCAGCUCUGAAGAAAGCUGACAUAGGAAUUGCUAUGGGCAUUGCUGGCUCUGACGCAGCGAAGAAUGCAGCUGACAUGGUUUUGCUGGAUGACAAUUUUGCUUCUAUCGUUACUGGAGUGGAGGAAGGUAAGAUGAGGCCUGUGGCUCUGACAAACAGCCUUAAAAGUCAAGCAGCAUAUGUUCGGGGAGAGGUGAAUCACAUGAACGCACAGGUGAUCGGCAGAAUUUGGAUGCUCUUGGCGACAGUUUUUGCAAAUCUAGAGAGGGUUAUGCAUACAAACAUAAACAGAGGCAGCCUCACACCAGUCUUUACACAACACAUGAGACUUGUUCUCUGUUCCCCUCUGGUUCCCAUACCCUCUCAGCCUAUCCCAACUCAUACUGCAAUGUUCAAUCCCAGAAAUGUUCAGAUCGUUGGAAAGCUGUUGCAAGACUGGACCCCUUUUCAUAGCAUUCCCGUAGACCUGUCAGCUCUUCACCACUAUCAAUAUAUGGAACUGGUGUCUUAAGGUGUCCAAAGCUGAAGUCCACCUAAUCUUCACUAUUGUUGUGGCUCCUUUCAAAUGGAAAUCCUAUUUUACCAAUGCCAAUGAUUUAAGUGUUUAAUCUUAAAGCCUGCUCAUUUGCUGUAACUGAUGCCAGGGAAAUGUUCUUGAUAAUCCAUAUUUUAUAGUGGGAGCAGAUAAAUUAAGAAGCUCUGCAUAUCUCAUUUCCUUUAGUAUAUUUUGCAGCACUGCAUGCCACAUUUACCAAAACAUGACAGACUUAUUCCCCUUUCUCUCCUACAGGUCGCUUGAUCUUUGACAAUCUGAAGAAAACCAUUGCCUACACCUUGACCAAGAACAUUGCGGAGCUCUGUCCUUUCCUGAUUUACAUCAUGGCCAGCAUCCCACUACCCAUUGGCACCAUCACCAUCCUUUUUAUUGAUCUUGGCACAGACAUUGUGAGUCCUUAACAUCUGGAGAAAAACAUUCACAGGGUUCAGUUUGUACUGCAGCUUCAUUUGCAUUUUGCAAAACAAGAGGGUUGCCUUUCCUGCGCUCUUUGCUUUGGGGAAGGAAACUGAAGGCUUACCAGAAGUGUUCCUUAAUCCUAAUCAAAGUGUUCCUUAUUUGAUUGUUAGAUUCUCCUGGCAGCAUGCAUUGCUUUUUUGUGCAAUAUUCAGUAAUCAAAAACAAAAGCGAAAAACAUGAAUUCUAGAAUCUUACAGGAUACUGAUUGGGACUUUCUCUCCUACAGAUCCCAUCUGUCUCACUGGCAUAUGAAAAAGCAGAAAGUGAUAUCAUGAAAAGGAAGCCACGACACAAGAAAAGGGAUAGGCUGGUCAACCAGGAGCUUGUCACAUACUCCUACUUGCAGAUUGGUACGAUGGGCAUAUUUGCAAAAGUGGUAAACGGGGAGUGGUUUUGAAUCGGUUUAUGGCUGAUCUCUGAUAUGAUCUCGGAGCAAAUCCAUAAUUUUGUUAACCGAGAGGCAAAAGUCUCCAGGAGAGCUAUUGUGAUAGGCAUCCAGCCAUUAGUUUUUGUCAACUUUUUUAUCUCCUACAAACUCCACUCCCCCCCUCAAACCAUCUUUUUUUCUUCUAGGACUGGUGCAGACCAUUGGGGCCUUUCUGACCUACUUCACAGUUUAUGCUCAGCAGGGCUGGCUACCUCACACACUGCUCCACAUCCGAACCAGCUGGGAAGAUCCAUUCAUAAAUGACUUGGAAGACAGCUAUGGACAGGAAUGGGUAAGGCAACUUCACUGAAGACACCAGUUAGAACUUAGCAGGACUGACACCAAAGGUCACUAUAGUUGGGCAUGCGCCAAGAACCCACACAACCCAACAGGGAGUCCCCUGACAAGAAUCCCCUGGUUGUCUUGCUCCAAUGAUGAGAUAGAUUCUCUAAGGGAAUGAGGCAAUGGGGGUUGUUUUGUGCAAGGGCCCUCCAGAACAUGUAGCUGACACCAAAUACUCUUUAUCUAAUUUAAUUUAAACCAUUUAUAUACCACAUAACUACAAAAAUCUCUAAGUGGUGCAGAAAAAACAAAAUGCAAAAUGGUGAAAGUCAGUUAAAAUUCCAAAACCAGGCUUCAGUUAAAAUGUCUGCUGGAAUAACAAAAUGUAUUCAGUAGGCCCGGAAGUUCAACAGAGCUGUUUGACUUCAACUGGAAGGGAGUUCUAUAAAAUUAGGCCCACAGUUCUGAACACAUGACUUUGUUGCAAUAGGGCAAAUGGAGCCACCUCCUAAUGUAUAUACAUAAAUAGCCUUAGUGUUGCAUGCUAUUUUCUUUCUUUCAUUUUUUAAAAAACCACCUUUAUAAUGUUUAUUAAAACUGCUUUAAAGUAGAUUUAGCAGACCUGCAGAAUUUUUGACUCACAUCCUGGUUUUGCUGUCUGCCUGAACUGCAAAGAAAAAAAAGGGAAGGCUGUCAAGCCUUUUUCUAUCAAGCAUGGCUUGAGGGAUGUGUUCAGCUUGCUGGCUCACAGAUUAUCUAUCACUUACUUAACACAGAUGUCUCUCCCCACCCACCCACACCAAAUUUAAUGUUCUUCUGCAGACAUUUGACCAACGGCAAAUUUUGGAGUACCAUGGCUACACGGCCUUCUUUGUCAGUAUCACUAUUGAGCAAGUGGCAGAUCUGAUCAUCAGGAAGACGCGAAGGAACUCCAUUUUCCAGCAAGGGCUUUUCAGGUAUAACUGGAGUCUCAGAUGAUAGGAUGACUUUGGAACAAAUCUCCACCUCUUUCCUUCACUACUGACCACUGUACUCUUCUUGCGGUAGCCAUUCUGUAGAGCUACGGAUAAAAAGAACCAGUGGUCAGAUUAUCCUUUUGGAAAUAAGGAAGUUGGAAUUUAGGAUAGAUAAGUAAAUGAGAGAAUAAGAUGCAUCUACAUACGUCACCUUCUGUUUUUUUGUGACCAACAACCUCUAAUGGUUUCACUACAUCAAUUUUUUAAAAGUCUUAAUUGAUUUAUUUAGACACACAUGCUCUCAUUUUGGCUCAUUUUGUCUGACACUGAGAAAAGGUAACAGCAGAAUUAGGGGCAGGGGGAUGCUUUUAUUUUUCUUCUUCCAAGAACAUGUUCGCAACACGAAUUGCUACAAAACCAAUAAGAACUGAAGGCAACUCAUGAUGAAACCCAUUAUGGGUACACAAUACCUGUUCAGUGACCUCACAGUGAUAAAGUCAGGAGAGACAAACGUUUGAGCUGAACCUAAUAAGGGGAACAAUUUGGCUUCCUAAACUGAAGAAGUUGGAGAGAAAAUGAUUUUGGUCGUUGCUAAAAUGUAAAUAUCACAAUGGAAAAAUAGAUCCAGUAGCAAGGUUGUAAACAUGGGUGAUCAGAGAAGAUAAACCAGGCAACUCAAUUUCACACAUCAAAGGCCUGGGUUAUUCCUUUGUACACCCAUUUCUAGGACACACACUCCACAUCUGACAUUGCACUUAUGCAUUAAGAUAGUCUGUACUAUUAUAGACAUAGGUGAGGACAAAAAGUAAAAAUCUAUUGUCAUGAAUAAUGACAGGUCAUGUUCAUAGCAUCUAAAACAUUUAAUCGCUGAAUGUAUUUUUUCCCUUCAUAGGAACAAAGUAAUCUGGGUUGGCAUAUUCUCCCAAUUAGGAAUUGCUGCAAUUCUCUGCUAUGGUCUUGGAAGUGUUUAUGCCUUAAACUUUGCACCCCUCCGGUGAGUUCAUUUUCUAUACAGCAAGAUGUGUGUGUGUGUGUGUGUGUGUGUGUGUGUGAGAGAGAGAGAGAGAGAGAGAGAGAGAGAGAUUGAUUUUGGGGCUGUAUUAUUAGGACAAGAACACCAAUCCUACUGUGUUCUUGUUCUAAUAAUAGAGCCCCAAGACUUAUAGUUUGAAGGAUAUCUAUUAAAUAGAGAAUACACCUUUGAUUGUAUCAAAAUUCUAUCUUUAGCGCUCAUGGCUAAAGUGGCUAAAAGAAAUAAGAAGCAAAACCAUGAACUGGGGAUGGGGGUAAAAUUCAUUCAAGGUGCAUAUGUUUGGAAGGUGAUAAUAUAUUUGCUCUGUCCACUGCCCAGCUAGGCUCUCACUAGCAGGGUGGCAGUGAGAGCAGAGGAACACUGUUGCACUCCUCUUUUGCAAGCCCCUAAAAACACACCCCUAUUUGGGGAAGGAAAUAAAUGGGUACCAGCUCCUGAAGUGGAUUAACUACUCCUUGGACUUGAGGCAAAUUAAGGAGCCUGGAAGCCUUAACUGCCCCAGCAUGCCCUGGUUUGGCCCUAGUCAUGAGUUCUGAUAUCAUCAAUAGGCGUGAGGGUUAUGGAAGUUGACAUGGUGGUGGGAAGGAAGGACCCAACCCCGGAUGUCUCCUUCUGAGGCCAGAGCUUUCACUCUAAACUCAGAAAGAGAUCUGUGAUAGCCCUUGUGAACUGAUGGUCUCCUAUAUCCCCUGUUAUGCCCUUCCAGAGACCAUAUGACGGAAGCCUAAGUCAACUGAAUAAAGUCCUAAAUAAGUGUUGAGUCACUCCCUAGUCUUGGGCUCCUUGAAAGACCUAUGCAUGGUUUUUGGUCAUGGUGAGAGUUUUAAUCUUAUGACCAUGGUGCCAUAAGCACUGACCGCAAUACGAGGGACAUAAUGACCACAAAAAGGGUCCAAAAUCCUAGAGCCAUGUCACAAUGUCAAAUGCUGUAGCAGAGAUGUUUCAAUAAACAAGCUGACUGUAUUUUAAAAGCAAUGUCUGAUGCCUAAUACUUUGCUAUCUAGGUUUCAGUAUUGGUUUGUUGCUGUUCCUUUUGCCAUCUUGAUCUGGGUCUACGACGAAUUCCGCAAGCUGUUCAUCAGACGGUAUCCCGGAAGUAAGUAACAUAGUGCUUUAGAAUUUCUACACUCGUUUACUGCAGGUAGCAUCGCAUUUGUCAAAAUAAAAAUAUAAAUUUAUAUAUAUAUGAAAGGCACCAGAGGUCCCCUCUGGUCAGGAAUUCCACUUUGCGGUACAUGAAUCACAAGUUAGAUUCAUGAAUGACUGCAAGACCUCCUUUUACAUUUUAACCAGCAAUGUACAGGUUUGGAAAGAAUUCAUAGAAGAGCAAGAAAGAGGACAUUGGUUGGUGGACUGAUGGAAAUCUAGGAAACCGUACCAUUUUCAAGGACAUUCAAACCAUACUUUUCUAGUUGCCCUCAAUAUAAUUUGGGGUACUGGGCCAGGCAAGGCACUGCAUGCUCUGGAUGCCUUCAUUCUGUGCCCCCCAUAGGAGGAGGAGUGGGAGAAAGGUGGAAAGCUCUCAUGUAUGUGCCUUAUGGAAGCCUUGGAUUCCCCAUGAUCUUUCUCUUCUAGCAUUGGUACCAGGGGUGGAGAACCCCAGGUCAGUGGGCGGAGGCAAAUGUGGCCCUCUGAAUCUCUCUGUCUGGCCCUUGGUGUGCUCCACACACACCCUUCCCAGAACAUGCUGCUCUCCUUGAGCGUCUGUGUUUGUCUGGAAUGUGUCAGAUUCUGAUAAGGCCUUUUUGCUUGUUUGGGUGAAGAACAGAGAGGCAUGAGAAUUGUGUGUGUGCAGAAAGGUAAGGGGAAAAUUCACACGUGUGUUUUUUUCUGUCCUUCCAUUACAGGCUGGUGGGACAAAAACAUGUAUUAUUGA
Molecule: messenger RNA, 24463 nt
Organism: Podarcis lilfordi (Lilford's wall lizard)
Lineage: Eukaryota; Metazoa; Chordata; Lepidosauria; Squamata; Lacertidae
Source: the annotation of a GenBank genome assembly